Neolamprologus brichardi is the source of this 3110-nucleotide messenger RNA. Lineage: Eukaryota; Metazoa; Chordata; Actinopteri; Cichliformes; Cichlidae. The record is from RefSeq and is a predicted model, not a curated record.
CAGGGAGGGAGGUAAUCCACGUCUGGAUCAUUGGGCAGACCUCGCUGAACGCGUGCGCGCACACUGAGUGGAAGCAAGAACAAGUUCCUUCGGCGCAAAGUUUUCCCCUCAGAAAGUCAAAAUGGCCAAAUAUAAGCCCUGGGUGCUGUGGUGCUUUAUUUUGAUCGGUUUUAUUUGCAUCGUUACGCUCUUGUGCCUGUGCUUCACCUCGUUUCUGGACGUAAGAUGUUCCAGCGGCAGCUUCAAGCAAGCGGCGGUGGCCGCAGACUCUCAGAUUUGCUCGGAGAUUGGCAGGAAUAUGCUUCAGCAGGGUGGAUCAGCAGUAGAUGGCGCCAUUGCAGCUCUUCUGUGCACAUCUGUGGUCAAUCCUCAGAGCAUGGGGAUUGGAGGGGGCUCUAUAAUAACUAUAAGAGAUAAGAAAGGCAACAUUAAAGUCUACAACUUCAGAGAAACUGUCCCACGGUCAUUCAGACAGAACCUGUUAAAGGAGUGUCCCACUUCCUUCAGUUUUUCCACAGGCAGCCAGUGGAUCGGUGUUCCCGGAGAGCUGCGAGGCUAUGAGGCAAUUCACAAACAGUACGGGAAGCUGCCCUGGGCAAGGCUAUUUGAACCAACAAUUAAACUGGCUAGGGAGGGCAUCCCUCUGUCACCCUAUCUCGGAGAAAUCGUGUCUUUUGUGAAAACAAACAUACAAACAUCAUCUCUCUGUGAAAUUUUUUGCCACAAGAACAAAACUGUUCUGAGCACAGGCGACAUCGUAAAGUUUUCCAAACUUGCAGAAACCAUGGAAACCAUUGCAGAGAAAGGAGCAGAGGAUUUCUACUCUGGCAAGAUAGGGCAUGACUUAAUCCAAGACAUAACAGCUGCAGGUGGGACCUUGACUAUAGAGGAUUUGAGGUCAUUCCAGGUGCAGGUCCAAGAUGCUUGGACUGUUCCUUUGGGAGAUGCUAACCUCUACAUCCCUCCACCCCCUGCUGGAGGCGCCCUGCUUGCCUUCAUUCUCAAACUCAUGGAAGUAUAUUUUCUCACUUUAAACAUUUGACAUGUGUUCUGCUGUGAACAAAAUGUGGGUUUAUGACAUCUUUUGAAACAUUUUAUAAAGCAUCCCAACUUUUAGGAUGGGGUUUCUACAUCUCAAACCAGUAAUAUCUGGGAUAUCUUAGAAAUGUUUAAUGAUGCUCUCUUUUAGUCUGCAGAACACUUGAUUGAUCCCACCUUCAUUGAUCGCAUCAGGAAGAUGAUUUCUUCAAACAUGACCCAUGACAACUCUUACUACAACGUCACACCUUCUUCAGAUCACACUGGGACGACACACGUGUCUGUCCUGGAUGAAGAUGGCCUGGCCGUCUCUGCCACAAGCACCAUAAACCAAGUAUUUGGAGGAAUGAUUUACUCUCCACGUACAGGCAUCAUCCUCAACAAUGAGCUGGCUGACUUUUGCGGGAGAGCAGACACACUGAGGGCAGGCGAACGACCUCCAUCCUAAAUGAGUCCAGUGAUACUGGAGUCAAAGUCUGGAGGUCUUCUUAUAAUUGGUGGAUCGGGAGGAAGCCUGAUUACGCCGGCAAUGGCCUUGUCUAUAAUAAAUCACCAGUGGCUGGGGAUGAGCUUGAAAGAUGCCAUUACUGAGCACAUAAUCUUCAUCGACUCAAAGAACAACGUAAAUUUUGAACCUCGUUUUGAUGAGUCUGUGUCAAAAGGCCUAAAGGAACAGCUUAAACACAAAACCGGGAACUGGCAAUACUUUCUCAAUGUGGUUAAUGCUGUGGAAAAGGAGAACAACUGCAUUGCUGCUGUGUCUGACAGCAGGAAGAUGGGAAUGUCAGCUGGAUACUGACCACAAGGAUGCGUGACCUUUCCACUUAUCUCUGCCCUUUAGACUAACUGACCCUUCAGCAUUAAAAGUAACCAUAUGUGCUGAAACACUGACAAAUAAAAGGUGAACAAUGGUAAAUGGUAAAUGGUAAAUGGCCUGUAUUUGUAUAGCGCUUUUACUAGUCCCGCCUAGGGACCCCAAAGCGCUUUACACGUCCAGUCAUCCACCCAUUCACUCUCAAAAGGUGCUGUGGCUCCAUCCAGCUGGACCAAUCAGGAAACUACUCACCUUAGAGGAUAACUCCAAUUUAUAAUUGCUUCAAAUCCAAUCACAGGCUAUAGAAACCCAAUUUAUGUUGAGGUGAAAUCUGCACUAAAUAUAUAAAUAUAAGGGUGUUUAAAUUUCUAUUCAUCAACUACAUCUAUGUAGAUAUUAGGAAAUAGGCACACCCAGGUGGAGUUUGUUUCCAGUCGAGCACCAUUGAGCUAUUGCAGAAAAGUGCCCUGAGAUGAUGUAAUAAAUGUGACACACCGUUUCCAGUGAACUUUGCUUUCAUCCAUGUGUCAACCUUUCUACCUUCAGCGGGUGUUGACAAGUUUCUGUAUGUUUCUUUUUUUUAUGCAGUCAUUGAAAAUUCCCAUAAAAACAAUGAGAUAAGAAAAUACAGUCGCUGUGUGUACCGGGAGCAUGCACACCCACAGAAAGUUCAGGACAAUAUUCAGCUAGGAAAGCGGUCUCUAAAGUGUUGUGAAUGUUUGAAAUGCUCCGUCUUAAGUACAUACGCACUUGUUCGUUUUUAUGGCACUAGCCUCGAUGACAGUAGUCAAAGAGGACGAUGGCUUUUAUUGGUUUGUCAAAGUUUCUGUCACAAAAUUCAGCCGACCACACUGACUGUUUGAAAACUGCUUUUGGUCGACUGCGCGGGCCGCCUGCCUCGUCAGAGCUACUUUUAGUGUUGCCUACGUGUGCUCAGCAAGAGUAGGGGGCUAAACUGAAAUGUUAAUAUCUGACCAACGGAUACACAAAUGAUCACUCCAGCCACAAAGGUGCUCGUAUUUGAUUUCAUGCACUGUUGGAGAAAUGUGCACUGAGUGUGUCUGCUAAAUCAGUUAUUGAAACAUGUAAUUCUUUGUAAGAAAUAUUAACUCAAGAUGAGCCAUAUAACCUUUUUAAAGUGACAUCCUGGCAGCUUCCUUAACAAGGAACUUUUACUGUGACCUUAAAGGUGUUACUCUAUGUGAAAUAACCUAAUCCAAAAAAAGCCUCCCCCAAAAAUGUACUUUAUAUAUUUUAA